Molecule: messenger RNA, 708 nt
Organism: Colletotrichum siamense
Lineage: Eukaryota; Fungi; Ascomycota; Sordariomycetes; Glomerellales; Glomerellaceae
Exons: 2
Coding region: 1-708 (235 amino acids)
Source: RefSeq, a predicted model, not a curated record
AUGAAGCGAGUUCUGAUUCGCCUUCUUGGCUUGGCAUCAAUAGUCGUUGGCAUCGUCGUCACACCCGGGGGAACGGACUAUAACGUGAUCAAGAACGCAUUAACCGCUGCCGCUGUGAAGGACGACAGACUGACACCAGUCGACUCUUCGCUUAUUGCUCCCACUAAACGGCGAGCCGCUGACCCCGUGGAAGUCUGGUCAGCUGUAGGCACAUUUACCAAUGGGCCUGCGGGUUUGGAGACGGGUGUCAUUCUCACAACCGGACAGGCGGCAUCAGCGGCCCCCGGUGUCACUCUCGAUGGCUCCUGGGGCUACGGCCAAGACCGGAUGGUGCUUUGUCCUGUUGCACCAUCGUGCGAAUAUUCCAUUCUCCGCAUGAACAUCACGGCUCAGUCUGGAGUUCGGGCUCUUCGAGUGAACUAUCUCUUUGCAGAAGACGGUCGUCGCUUCCAGCUUGAUGCGGCACAGCUACUUACAGCAGGUAAAAAUCCGGUGCCGGAGAGCGUGGUGGUCGCCAAGCGCGAUCCGCGAAUGAAGCCUGGCGUGCCAGGAGAGCAGCUUGGAUUGUCUUACAAGAUAACAUCUGGAGUUUUCAGCUUCGAUGUUGCGCUGGGGUUGGGAAAACAGGACUUGACUUUCAUUGUGUGCGACAGAGGCGAUAGCGCUGGAGAUUCAGCCGUGAUGUUCAAUAUUGAGGGAUUAUCAUGA